Messenger RNA from Clarias gariepinus (North African catfish), 1462 nucleotides. RefSeq names its product transcription factor 21 (gene msc). The record is from RefSeq and is a predicted model, not a curated record. NCBI's taxonomy places the organism in Eukaryota, Metazoa, Chordata, Actinopteri, Siluriformes, Clariidae. Gene Ontology annotation, biological process: skeletal muscle tissue development; regulation of transcription by RNA polymerase II. The coding region runs from base 166 to 627 and encodes 153 amino acids. Gene Ontology annotation, molecular function: protein dimerization activity; RNA polymerase II transcription regulatory region sequence-specific DNA binding; DNA-binding transcription factor activity, RNA polymerase II-specific. The transcript is spliced from 3 exons.
CUGGAAACAGAGAAGGGAGGACAUCUUAUCUGAAGAGAACACUCAACCAAAAGAGAAUUAUAUUUAUUGUCCCGUGUAAUUCUAUCUACAUAAACAGCACUGGAAUUUUACCCAAUCCUAUACUAGGAAAGCUAUAUACUUAUAUAUUGUAUUAUAGACACAAUAAUGUCCACCGGAUCGCUGAGUGAUGCAGAUGAUGCACCAGAAACAUCGUUCACACGCCUUGAUUGUCACUCUGAUGAUGACUUUAAUGAUGACGAAGGACUCAACACGAAACCCAAACGAGCUAAUAUGCAAAAGCGUGCAAAAAGCCCGAAAGAUGGAAGACAGUCGCAGCGUCAUGCGGCGAACGCACGUGAAAGAGCGAGGAUGAGAGUCCUAGCAAAAGCAUUUUCACGUCUGAAGACAAGUUUACCCUGGGUUCCAGCAGACACCAAACUGUCCAAACUGGACACACUGCGACUGGCCUCGAGUUACAUCAACCAUCUGAGACAACUGCUGCAUGAAGACAAAUAUGAAAAGACCCUCGUUCAUCCGGUAAAUUUGUCAUGGCCUUUCGUGGUUUCAGGAAGACCAGAAGACACAAAAGACAUUUCACCUUUCAGACUGUGUGGAGCUACAGCUUAGAUAUUCAUCACUCUCUGUUUGUUUUUUUUUCUUCUUAACUUGAUAUAUGUUGUAUUUUUAUUAGAAUGGAAUAUACAUAUAUCAAAUGUGUACUGCCAAAGAUGAGGUGUUUCUCUUACAGCUUAAUCUUUCUUUACAGUAUUUCUUUCUCAAAAUUCAUAGUAUAUUUAGUAUAUCCCUUUUUCUUAAGAGUUGAAGUAAAUUUAAUGUCCAUAAUGUCACAAUUUCCUUUCAACCCUAUAUUUGUUGUCUGAAUGUUCUGUGUUCAGUAUUUUACCGAAAAUUUGUAAGUCUUCUUUUAUUUUAAGGCAUGCAAGUCAGUUUUAUUGUGUAGAAUAACAGAACACAGUCAUGAGAGUAAAAGUGCUCGGCUCAAAUCGAGGUACAAGGUUUUUUCAGUAUGCCAGAGCCAUGAUCAGACUACCUGCUUAACAUCUGAAACUCUGGCCUCCCAGGAACUCCAUGAAGCAGGAGGUCUGAUCGUGACUCUGGUGUGCUAAGAAAACACUCUACCUUAAUGAUAUCCAAGCACUAAUGAAACACUGGGAUUAGUGCAUUAAUGUAGCAGGGGAUUAUACAGACAACAUCCUUUUUCAUCCUUGUGUCUUUCGCAGUCUUACUCUUAUCCUUAAAUCCUCUUAAUGCAGUUUUGAUAUUGCCUGCAAUCUAGGACUUUUGAUGUUUUUGUUGUUUUGGUUUUAAUACAGAAUCUAUGUAUGUAUUUUUUAUAUUCCCUAAGCACAAGGCGUGUAUUAAGUACACUACAUAAAUAUCUAAAUUUAGGCUUUGUUUCAUAGUUAAUCAGUAUAAAUGCAUCACUGCACAUUUGUCAACA